AUGAAAUCCUGCAAAUCCGGCUGCCCAGCGGCGGGAGAGCGCGUCGCGCCCCCGUGUGCGGCUGGUGCCGAGUGCGCGGGCACGUGCGCCGCUCCCGAGCGGCUGGAGAGCGCAGCGCGCAGGCGCCUGGCUGCCAACGCGCGCGAGCGGCGCCGGAUGCAGGGACUUAACACGGCCUUUGACCGCCUACGCCGCGUGGUCCCGCAGUGGGGCCAAGACAAGAAGCUCUCCAAGUACGAGACCCUGCAGAUGGCGCUGAGCUACAUCAUGGCUCUGACGCGCAUCCUGGCCGAGGCCGAACGGUUCGGCUCCGAGCGGGACUGGCUCAACUUCCACUGUGAGCACUUUGGUCGCGACCACUACCUCCCUUUCGCAAGCACCAAGCUACCGGGCGACAGCGAUCCCUAUGGUCAGAGGCUCUUAGGCUUCCAGCCUGAGCCCUUCCAGAUGGCGAAUUAG
Molecule: messenger RNA, 459 nt
Organism: Elephantulus edwardii (Cape elephant shrew)
Lineage: Eukaryota; Metazoa; Chordata; Mammalia; Macroscelidea; Macroscelididae
Gene: ATOH7
Product: atonal homolog 7 (Drosophila)
Exons: 1
Coding region: 1-459 (152 amino acids)
Biological process (GO): regulation of DNA-templated transcription; neural retina development
Molecular function (GO): protein dimerization activity
Source: RefSeq, a predicted model, not a curated record